This is a messenger RNA of Vigna angularis (adzuki bean), 1210 nucleotides long. RefSeq lists its product as uncharacterized. NCBI's taxonomy places the organism in Eukaryota, Viridiplantae, Streptophyta, Magnoliopsida, Fabales, Fabaceae. The transcript has 2 exons. The coding region runs from base 70 to 957 and encodes 295 amino acids. The record is from RefSeq and is a predicted model, not a curated record.
UGAAGAGGAAAUAUCUGUUUAUAAUGAGAAUACGAUAAUAUGCAAUCAGAAUUGAAGUGAGUGUUGAACAUGGAGAAUGAGAGAGAACAAGUUAAGCAGAAUCUGGGAGUCUUUGAUAUCCUCAAUGAAGCUGUAACAUUCUAUGUCAAAAACAUCAACUUUAUCAUCUUCACCUGUCUAACUUCCCUUCCUUUCUUUCUUCUUAUGGUUUACUUUGAAACCUUGUUCCAGAAAAUCAUAGUUGAGACCCCACAAAUUAUAUCACUCCUACCCUUUUUCGAACCAAGAUAUCAUAGCUUUGUAAAUGGUGGCUUCGCCCGCGUAGACACACCUCGUAAAAGUUUUAGUAAUGAUUAUUUGCCUGUUUUGAUUCAACUUGGAUUGAUUUACUUGGUGCCUCUUCACGUUCUAGAUAUCUGCUCUGCGGUUAUAACUAUGGAUUCGGCUUCAAAGCUAAAGUCAGAAGGGAAUUACAUGAGUCUGAAGGAUAUGUUUAAAAGUUCCAUUGACACGUCAAUAAUGAAAGGCACAUUUAUCACUUCUUUGGAUUUUGGGUAUUACAUAUUUUUUACAGUAAUCUGCUUUGUAGCAUUUACAAAGCUGUUGAUGGUGUAUUUGGAAUGGAGUGCUAUUUGGAAUAUGAGUUUUGUGAUAUCGGUUGUGGAGGGUAUAUAUGGUAUUGGGGCUAUACGAGUUUCAUAUUUCUUCAGCAGAGGAAAUCAGCAGAGAGGAUUACUUUUGAUGUUUGUUUUCUUUGCCUUGGGGCUUUGUUUAAGGUUGUCAUGUGUCUCCCUUCAAUGCUAUAAAAGAGGGUAUGGGAUAUUUAUGCAAAUUGGGCUAUUCACUGUGGUGAAUACGCUCAAAUGGGUGUCGUGUAUGAUUUACUUCCAUGAUUGCAAGGAGAGAAAAAUGGAGAAGAAAAUAGAUGAGGAAUCGGGUAAAGAUCUUGAAAAAUGAUUCAUGAAAUGGUGAAACUUGGAGAAUGGAGAUAACUUGUUGCUGCUUCUAUUUUGGGUCCGAAAUAUGUAGCACUAUUAUUAUCUCAACUUUUUAUCAGAAAUAAAUUGUGAAUAAGGAUUUUCCUCAAUAAAUCUAUUUUAUUCUUCGGUGUACUUUCUAUUUACUUUAUAAGAGUUAAAUAUAUUUUUGAUAUUUAAAUUUUGAUAUUUAAAAGAAAAUGUAUGAUUGAUGGAAAAUAUAGUAAAAGGCA